This is a messenger RNA of Vombatus ursinus (common wombat), 2542 nucleotides long. RefSeq names its product transmembrane protein 72 (gene TMEM72). The record is from RefSeq and is a predicted model, not a curated record. Lineage: Eukaryota; Metazoa; Chordata; Mammalia; Diprotodontia; Vombatidae. The transcript has 5 exons. Bases 298 to 1113 code for a protein of 271 amino acids.
AGAGGGGAAGGUGAUUUUUAUUCACACUUCUGGGAGGUAACCCAAGCGGCAUUAGCUGGCUGGAUGUAGCCACAACCUGUUUUGCUUCCACUCUGCCCUCCAGGGCCUCAGCAGGCACGGUCCUCUAGGAAACGAAAUGGGAGGGGACACCUCUUUCAGAAAGGUCAUUGGGACUGUGGGAGCUCCUGCGGGUCCUUGCGUUCUUCUAGGGAGAUAUGCAGGCACGAGCCAAGGCUAGCUAGCAAGUGCAGCCUGGGCUGCCUCUCCAGGCUGGCUGCCCCCACCUCGAGGAGAACGAUGAAGUGGCAGGCAUUUUGGACAGGAUUGGAGUAUUUCUGUCGAUUCCUGGGCAUCUCCACGGCAGCAGUGCUAAUCGGCGUGGGAGUUGAAACUUUCCUCCAAGGACAAUUCAAAAGCCUGGCUUUCUAUCUUCUGUUUUCGGGGACUGCAGUCUCUAUCUGUGAAGGUUCCUACUUUGUGGCUAAGCUGCUUUCCCUCUGCUUCAGGUGUCAACCAGAAUCUCUGGCCUAUGUCUUGUGGGAAAAGGCCUGCAGGUUGGGCUGCUUCCAGAAAUUCCUGGGCUAUGUGCUGCUUUCUGUCGCCUGCUUUCUGCACCCAGUGCUGGUCUGGCAUGUGACCAUCCCAGGGUCUAUGCUGAUCAUCACUGGCCUGGCAUAUUUCCUCCUGAGUAAACGUAAGAAAAACAAAGCUAGCUGCACCCCAGAACAGUACACAGACCCCUCUGCUAGCGCUGUAAGCACCACAGGAUACGGGGAUACCGAGCAAACGUACACCUUCCACAGCUCCUUCAGGGAAGGGCCGACCUCCCUCUUUGGCCACAUGAAAAGCAUUUUGAAGGGGAACAAGAAGUCUCCCGCAGCCAGGCCCCCAGACACACUGAUGGAGCUGGUGUUGGAUCCAGCUGAUUUACUACCUGGAAAGAAGCAGGUGCACUUCGAAGAGAAGCUGGUCAGAAUCAUCCCCUCUAUCACCGAGAGCCUGGACGACAGGGACAGCGAACCGGAGGAGACCACCUCUGAUACUGUGCCCAUCAUUCCCCCUCCAGAGGCCCCUCUCCUUAUGUCUUCCCUCACAUCCACGGGCUUGUUUUGAAGAGCAUAUAGAGUUCUCCUUUCAUUAUUCAUCACAGAGGGCCUGAAAGGGUACCCAUCCCCUAGGGGGUCCCAAAGAAGGUUCCAUCUCAUGUUACCACCCUUCUAAGAGCCUUUGAGUUCCAAAAACUCUCCAAGGAAUUCAUGAGACCUAACAAGGAUUUGAGUUUCAGAGAGUCCCCAAGGAACUCAUGGAAUCUCCAAGGAAGACCCUGUAAGAUGACACAGCAACUCUUGAUGUAUGUUAGUAAGGCUCAUUUCCUCUCAUAUUAUGGGUGGGCUGAGACCUAGGAACAUAAAGUAACUUGCUAAAUGGGUAGUCCACAUUUCCAAGUCAAGAACAAUGCUCUUUCUAUCUCCAAGAACUUUACAUUAUAGGCUUUUGGUUUUGCUUUUAUUUUUUCAAGAGAAGCCCUUCACACUCACUUCCCACAGAAGGGGAUUGCGCAGAAUGACAGAAUUCUCUCUGCAAAGGGACUGCUGGAUUGGGCCCAGAGACUGAAUUGCCUUGCUGUAUCCUACCUUUUUUUUUUCCCAUGCAUUGUACACAGCCCUGUCUGUUACCUCAUGGCUAUUGAUAAAGACUAUAUCCAGUCCCUUAGUCCAGAAAUAGUCCAGCAUCUAGAGUAGCCCUGUAUUGGUCAUCUAAGAUUAUAUGUCUCAGCUGUAGUUACCCUGGGAAUCCAUGUGCCUUUUGAACAAGCUCAAAAGACAUACAAUCUUGUUGAAUUUUGAGUCCAUCAACAGAAUUUAUUAAGUGCGUCCUGUAUGUUCUGGUGUCAUGAAAAGUUAUAAAGGAAGCACAGUAAAAGUUCACUUUUGAAAGUUGGCCACCACAUGUUGAAUUGUGGUGGCUUUGGUGGCCCACGAAGAGGACAAAUGUCACUAAUUAGUUUUAAGUGGGAGGGAAAAAAAAGUCUGAAUAAGGGAAUGAGAAUUUCAUAACAAUUCUCAGGUAAUUCCCACAGCACCCAUUCUGAGAAUAUUUUUCCAGUUUCCAAAGAGAUGUGGGAACCUUGGAAACUAAGAGAAACUGAAAGCAUUGAGAAUUCAUCUGCUGUGAUGUCAUGACACAGAACAUCAAUUCUAAGUGUAUUACACGAGCAAAGUUCAACACAGAGAGAGACGCUACAAAAGCUCCUGGGACUCUCGGGGCUUUGGGGUUGGGCUUGGUGGCCUCUGGGGUCACUUCUGACUCUGGCCUUCUGUGAUUCUGUAAUAAGGUCUCUUCAUCACGUCCUGGAUAAGAGGACAAUCCUGACAUUAGCAAAUAUUCAUAAGGAAAGGAAAGAUGAUGUCUUUUAGGAGCUCACAACAGCCCAAGAAAUUAAUCCCAUUGAUUAACAGCAUAUCAGGUAGGGGCAGCUGGGUGGCCCAAAGGAUAGAGCCUUGGAGGCAGGAACCCACUACUCCCCAGUUCAAAUCUGGCC